CUGUUUUCCUGGUCUUACGUUCGUUCUUCAUUUUAAUCAUUUCACUACUUCACUUAGAUUUUAUUUAUUUAUUUAUUUUUUAUAUAGUGUACUUUUUCAUUUUCUUUUUGUCGUAAUAAUAAAAUUGCUUCGUCCUUUUCAACUUCGUUUCCCUCGAGGCAGCAAUGAACGACUUUCCAAAAGGGGUGUCAAGUUGGUUGCUUGGUUCUUCUCCUUGUUUAUUUUGUGUUCGAUGCCAAUGGUUGUUGAGGGCACUGAUAGCCUUCUCUCUCCAAAGGGUGUCAACUAUGAAGUUGCUGCUUUGAUGUCCAUGAAGAAUAAAAUGAACGAUGAAUUGCACGUCUUGAAUGGCUGGGAUAUUAAUUCGGUUGACCCUUGCACUUGGAAUAUGGUUGGUUGCUCUGCUGAAGGUUAUGUCAUUUCCCUGGAAAUGGCCAGUGCUGGUUUAUCUGGAACUCUUUCGUCAGGAAUUGGAAAUUUGAGCCAUCUCCGAACAUUGUUACUGCAGAACAAUCAGUUAUCUGGUCCUAUCCCGGCUGAGAUAGGCAAGUUGUCAGAGCUUCAAACUCUAGACCUUUCCGGUAACCAGUUUGUCGGAGAAAUUCCUAGUUCUUUGGGCUUAUUGUCUCAACUAAGUUACUUGCGGCUCAGCAAAAAUAAUCUAUCUGGACAGAUCCCUCCACUUGUUGCUAACUUGACAGGCCUUUCAUUCUUGGACUUGUCAUUCAAUAAUCUCAGUGGUCCCACUCCAAAAAUUUUGGCAAAAGGUUACAGUAUUUCAGGAAAUAACUUCCUUUGUACAUCUCCUUCAGAACAUUGUAUGGACAUUUCAAAACCACUAAACGAUACAGGAUCAUCUCAGAAAGUCAAGAGUCAUCACCAAAGGGUGAUUUCUGUUGUUGUUGGCAUCAGUUGCACAUUUAUAAUUUCAGUGAUGCUUGUGUGUUGGUUGCAUUGGUACAGAUCGCGCAUACUCUAUACAUCUUAUGUGGAGCAAGAUUGUGAAUUUGAUAUUGGCCAUUUGAAGCGGUUCACCUUCCGUGAACUACAAAUUGCUACUGGAAAUUUCACUCAAAAGAACAUCCUUGGACAAGGAGGCUUUGGCAUUGUCUACAAAGGAUGCCUUACAAACAAAAUGCUGGUGGCAGUGAAGAGGCUGAAAGAUCCCAAUUACACUGGAGAAAUGCAAUUUCAAACUGAAGUUGAGAUGAUCGGCUUGGCUGUGCAUCGUAACCUCUUGCGUCUCUAUGGAUUUUGUAUGACUCCAGAUGAAAGAUUACUUGUUUAUCCCUACAUGCCUAAUGGCAGUGUUGCUGAUCGUUUGAGAGACACAUGCCGAGAAAAGCCAUCUCUGGACUGGAACAGGCGAAUGCGAGUUGCUGUUGGCGCUGCACGCGGGCUUCUGUAUUUACACGAGCAGUGCAAUCCUAAAAUAAUCCACAGAGAUGUUAAGGCUGCAAACAUUUUGCUAGAUGAAAGUUUUGAAGCUGUGGUGGGGGAUUUCGGCCUUGCUAAGCUGUUGGAUCAAAGGGAUUCGCAUGUCACUACCGCCGUGCGUGGUACAGUAGGCCACAUUGCCCCGGAGUAUCUCUCCACUGGACAGUCUUCUGAGAAAACUGAUGUUUUUGGAUUUGGCAUAUUACUUCUGGAGCUCAUAACAGGACAAAAGGCACUAGAUGCUGGGAAUGGUCAAGUACAAAAGGGAAUGAUUCUUGAUUGGGUUAAGACAUUAUUUGAGGAGAAGCGGCUAGAAGUGUUAGUUGAUAGGGAUCUAAGGGGAUGCUUUGAUCCAGUUGAGUUAGAAAUGGCAGUGGAGUUGUCUUUACAGUGCACUCAGUCACUUCCGAGUCUGCGGCCGAAGAUGUCGGAAGUCUUGAAGAUUCUAGAAGGCCUGGUUGGGCAGCCGGCGCAGCCGGAGGAGUCGCAAGGAGGGUCUAACUUAUAUGAAGAAAGAGCAUGCAGUUUCUCCCAAAAUUAUAGUGAUGUUCAUGAAGAACCUUCCUUUGUUAUUGAAGCCAUUGAGCUUUCUGGUCCUCGGUGACAAUGAAGUGUAGCUUAUUAUUCCAUUUUGUAAAUGAAUUUUGCAUUUUAUGAAUAUAGAAAACGUACAUAGAAAUAUAUUUAUUUCCCAUGCUCUCUAUUCUUAACUAGAGCUGGGUCCAUAUGAUCACAAGUUAUUGCAUUUAGUACGAAUUUUCAUGAGUUAUUCGAGUGAAUCUCUGAUAUGUUGAGGUAUUGUACAAUUAUAUGUCAUAUAUCAAAUUAAAUAGUAUAUCUACCGA
Molecule: messenger RNA, 2282 nt
Organism: Arachis stenosperma
Lineage: Eukaryota; Viridiplantae; Streptophyta; Magnoliopsida; Fabales; Fabaceae
Product: probable LRR receptor-like serine/threonine-protein kinase At5g45780
Exons: 12
Coding region: 233-2041 (602 amino acids)
Biological process (GO): protein phosphorylation
Molecular function (GO): ATP binding; protein binding; protein kinase activity
Source: RefSeq, a predicted model, not a curated record